GCUGAUCAACGUCCAAGUUAAAGGAAGAGAUGGAUGGAUUUGAGAUACGCAUGAAUUUAGUGGGGCAUCUACGAAAGCUGAACGCUUCAUUAUCCUCAGUAAAGAGAGUCGUUGGUUGUUUAAACAUCCACGCACAAACUUCUGCUGGUGAUCUCUGGAAAUGCUUAAUGGGAGAGUUUAGAAAGGGUAGCUUAAAUCAUAGAUUAAAUAUAUUAUACAUGCUCGACGAUCUAUUGAACACUGGAAGUUCGGAGAAGUCAGUCUAUCAAUCCUACGCCAGUGACAGUUUAAUAGAUAUUAUAAAUAUGGUAGUACCAGAGGAGAGAAACGGGAUUAUAAACUUGUUAUCAACUUUACAAAUACUAGAGAGUUGGAAAAUAAAAAGGAUAUUCGAUAUUGACUUAUUAAAUAACUUACAAGCAGAUCUGGAAUCUAAACGCGAGUUACUAUCACACAAAACACAAGACACUGACAAAUUAGAGAGGCUAUCAACAAAGGAUAUUCUGCGACGAUUUGAAGAGGAUAGGGAGAGGCAUAAAAGACUUCGAGAAGAUAUCUGGGUGCUGCCCAUUUCAAACUUCACGAAAGAAGACGCAAUGAACUAUCAAACACCAUCACCAGAGGUCAAGCAGCAAUUUGCUAGCAAUCUAUUGACCUUUAACGAUAAUAAUAAGAGUCUAGAUAUUGAAUUUGACAAUCGUUGGGAUGAAAUUUCUGAUUAUAAUGAGGAUGACGUUGAAGAGAUGCUUGAUGAUUUGAAUAGUCUACAUAGAGCUCAAUUUGUAAACUAAUUUAUUUUAAUGUUGCUAUAAAUGUUUUUUCAGCAUCUGCUACAGCUUGCUUAAAACCAUCCAUUUGAACGUGACAAUCGAGAGGUCUGUCUUUGUUAGUUGUUAAGCAACUGACCAACUCAGAUUGAGAUGAUUUAAUUGCAGGGAAGUUAUUUAAGUCUCUCUUGCUAUUGUGCCUGUCUACUUUUUGCUUGAUAUCUUUUAUGGUGUUUGCAACAUUAUCUGAGCUAAUUAAGGAAUUAUCCUUGUCUGUGUUCUCCUUGGCCAAUUCUUGCUCGAUCUGCUGCCUAACCGCGUACUCGUCGUUUCUUAAUCUUUUCAACUCUGAGUUUAUUCUAUUCCUUAUUUGUUCAUCCAAGGUGACCUGGUCCGUAGGGCUAUUUGCACCUUCUUUAUUGAGUAGAUCAUCAGAAAGGUCUGAAAUUAAACUAUUUGAUAGUUUUAUAUCUAAAUUAUUAUUAUCACUGUUAAAUACCCUAGAUUGUGAUUGUUGUUGUCCCAUUUUUAGUUUUUAGUAGAAGUCCCGGUUUUGACAGUCUGAUGUGAUGGCAGUCU
Messenger RNA from Wallemia mellicola CBS 633.66, 1346 nucleotides. RefSeq lists its product as hypothetical. Bases 30 to 791 code for a protein of 253 amino acids. Gene Ontology annotation, biological process: positive regulation of transcription by RNA polymerase I; positive regulation of DNA-templated transcription, elongation. The transcript is spliced from 4 exons. NCBI's taxonomy places the organism in Eukaryota, Fungi, Basidiomycota, Wallemiomycetes, Wallemiales, Wallemiaceae. The record is from RefSeq and is a predicted model, not a curated record. Gene Ontology annotation, cellular component: CTDK-1 complex.